GGGAAAAGGGGGAGAACUCCGAACUGGGCCAGCCCUGCCUGCCUGCCUGAUGUUUUUACAUUUUCUUCACUUCGUUAACUGCACACUGGAAUACGAGCCCGAGAGCUGGGUGGAGAGAAAAGGGGUCGCGUCUCACCUUUCAGCAAAGAUAGAGAGGGGGAGAUAUUCGAAAAGUUCAGUCUGCCCUCGGCGCGCUUGCUUGCAAGGCACGACUAGCCCUCUCAUUAUUGGCCGCCUGUCAGCACCGUAACAGACUGCAGAUGCAAGCAUUCAAACAAGAUCCGCUCCGUUUCUGAGCUGAGCAGACCAUGCAGGCACAGGCAGUUUGAGUAGGUUUUGAAAGAGGGAGGACGGAAGGAAGGAAGCAAAGAGGGAAAAGGAGGAGAAAAGAGCCGGAGAAAAGUUUGUUAGGAGACUCGUGACGGAGACGUUACCGGUUGGUCGUAAAGCGCACGGUUAAAGCCUGUUCAGAGCUGGUAUCGCGGGACAAAUCUAUCAAAGAAACAUACAAGGGUCCGUCAUUGGCUGCUGACCCGUGGAGAGGGGGAUUUUUAUUGAUAUUCGACAGCUGCCGGGCACUCGCCUGCUUCUGUUUGCUGGGAUUUAGAUGCGUUGGGAAGCCACCAUGCAGAGCGAUCCCAUUUUGUUCGCMUCCAGGGCCAUGGAGGAGUUGGUGUGUGAGCUGCGUCUGUUCCUGGACCUGCUGGACAGGGAGUAUCUGAGUUCUGGGGCCAGGGAGAAGAAGAUGCUUAUCUCCAACAUCCUCCACAGGGUCCUCACCGCUAAUGAGCCCUCGUUCAAGUCAGAGAUCCACGGCAGCCUCCCGGCCCCCCCUCAGAUGCCCCUCCCAGAGAUCCCACAACCCUGGCUGCCUCCAGACAACGGGCCUCCUCCUCUCCCCAGRUCCUCUCUCCCAGAGGGCUACUACGAAGAGGCCGUCCCCCUCAGUCCUGGAAAAGCCCCAGAAUACAUCACCUCCAACUACGAUUCGGACCAGAUGAGCAGUUCGUAUGAGUCGUACGACGAGGAGGAGGAGGACGGGAAGGGCAGAGGGAAGAAGAUGCGACACCAGUGGCCUAGCGAGGAGGCCUCCAUGGACCUGGUCAAGGACGCGCGCAUCUGUGCCUUCCUGCUGCGCAAGAAACGCUUCGGCCAGUGGACCAAGCUGCUCUGUGUCAUCAAGGACAACAAGCUGCUGUGCUACAAGUCAUCUAAAGACCAGACGCCCCAGAUGGAGCUAGUGUUAUCGGGCUGCAGCAUCACACAUGUCCCCAAGGACGGCAAGAAGAAGAAAGACGAGCUGAAGAUAGUCCACCAGGGGGCAGAUGCCCUGGUUCUGGCCGUGCAGAGCAAAGAGCAGGCUGAGGAGUGGCUCAAGGUGAUGAGGGAGGUGUGCAGCAACGGAGGGGACUCGGAUGGAACAGGCGCCGGGUCUCCUGUACACAAGCCCGACCUGGAGAAGAAGGUGUCAUGUGAUAGGCCGAGCUCAGAUGGCGAGCCGCCCCAUGAGAACGGACACACCGUCACCGACUGUAAGGACCAAGGUAAAGGAAAGAAGGACUCUCAGAAGAGAGGCACGCUGGGAAAAGGGGCGGGAAAGAAGAUAACUAAGAUCAUUGGCCUGGGCAAGAAGAAGCCGUCCACUGACGAACAGACAUCUUCAGCCGAGGAGGACAUACCCACCUGUGGCUACCUGAACGUGAUGUCCAAUAACCGCUGGCGUGAGCGUUGGUGUCGCCUGAAGGACAACCAGCUGUUGCUCCAUAAGGACCGCGCUGACCUGAAGACCCAUAUGGCCAGCCUUCCCCUCAGAGGCUGCGAGGUCAGCCCCGGACUGGACUCCAAACACCCCUUUGCCUUCCGCCUGCUCCGCAAUGGACAGGAGGUGGCUGUACUGGAGGCGUCCUCCUCAGAGAGUAUGGGUCGGUGGUUGGGGGUGCUGCUCGCUGCGACUGGCUCCACCACAGACCCUGCUGCCCUGCACUACGACUACAUAGACGUAGAGACUACCGCUAACGUCAUCCAGCUGGCCAAGCAGUCCUUCUGCUUCACUAGUAAACGUGUUGUAUCUCCCAACCCCUAUCUGGACAACCCUGUGAACGGUUAUGCCUGCCCCUCUGGAAUGGCACUGCAUUAUGAUGAUGUGCCCAUCAAUGGAACGGACCCAGAGGCGUUAUACUCCAGCCCUGCCACCGGAGGGCGACGUCUGAGAGAGGAGGUGUUGUAUGAGAACGCUGACCUCUAUGAGAACAUGCCUUCGCCCAAGCUGGCCGCCCGCUACUCCCCCAAGCCCAGCCGCCUAGCCUCUUCCUCCAGCCACCACAAAACCCCUGGCCCUGUUAAAUCCAAAUUCCUCUCCUCCUCUUCCUCAGCUAACACUAACACUAAAGCCGGUACUCAGCUGAAGGGAAAGAAGGCCCCGGUGACCAAUGGGACAGCGUCUAAACAGAAGGUGGACAAGAACCAGGCCAAGAAGACCAAUGGAACAGCCACCAAUGGAACAACCGGUGGAGCAACUGUGAAACGCAACAACUCCAGUGCAGAGCAGUAUAAGUACGGUAAGAACCGCGUGGAGGCGGACGCAAAGCGGCUGCAGGCUAAAGAGGAGGAGCUGAUGAAGAGGAAGCAGGACAUCAGGAACCGUCUGACCCAGCUGAAGAAGGACAGGAAAGACCUGCGCACCGCCAUGGAGGCCAGCACCGGUAAGCGUUCCGCUGCGUCUCUGGUGGAGCGGCUGAAGAAGGUGGAGGACGAAUGCAAGCUGAAGGAGGACGAGAGGGUGAGCCUGGAGCUGGAGCUGACGGAGGUCAAGGAGAGUCUGAAGAAGGCCCUGAGUGGAGGAGUCACCCUGGGACUCACCAUUGAGCCCAAGUCUGGCACCUCCAGCCCGCAGUCCCCAGUGUUGCUGAGGCGUACCCUAGAGAACUCUCCCAUCUCCAGCUGUGACACCAGCGACACAGAGAGCUGCUCUACCCUGCCCGUCAACAGCGCCUCCCUCCUCCGCAGAACGGCCAAUCAGAAACCCUCGACCGUCCGCGGCCACGUCCUCAGGAAGGCCAAGGAAUGGGAGAUGAAGACAGGCACAUAAGCAGAAACUCUUCACAACGAUCCUAUUGUACUAGCUUAUUUUUUGUGUGUGUGUGUGUAUAUAUUUAUUUACUUUUCACGUGGGGAAGAAGGUUGAAGAGGAGGACACUACAAUCGUAGCAUAGCCAACCAGAAAGACAAUAAGGACAAUGCUGAUUUGAGUAUACUUUAUUUCCAAAACAUAAAGAAAUAGCACUCUUUUUCUAGCUUACUAUUGUAUAAUACCGUGUAUUAUAUCUGGCAUGUUUGAACCACUCUGUCGUGCGGUUUGGUAUUCGUCCAAUCAUUUUCUUUCUUUUCAAGCAGACAUCCAAUCAUAGACGGUCUUCUGUGAUCUGUUUCUCCAUCACAUACAAAUCUGGUUUCUACAACUCUUGGGCUUCAAAAAUCAAGUGCAAAACCAAGUAUUUAUUUGUAAAUGUUUAUUAAGUAAACAUCCCUGUGAUUAUUUAUGUUGAUAAUAUUUAAUGCUUGUUUUAUAGUGUAGCUGGCUCUCCGUAGGCGCCCAGGUUGUCUUUCCUACUCAGUUGGAGGCUCUCUAGUUCACGAGCAUAUGUUUUCGAGUGGUAACUGCACUGCGCCACUAAUGUGCACGUCAUCUAAAUGGGUUAAUCGAAUCAUCAGUCUCACUGUUAGGCAAUCCGGAUGAUUUGCAGAUCAUCGAACCAGCAACGCACCUACUCCCUACUGGUUGAUGCUUGUGAGUGGGCCGUUGGAACGCUCCACUCAGUGAAGUGCAGGUCAGGCUAAGGCGUGGUCCUGUCCCGGCGAGUUGGAAAACUCCUAAAACCUCAAGUAACGUGGCCUCUUCUAUUUAAGCUUGACAACCAGGAGCCUCGGCCCAGCUCUUUUAAUCAUGCCACUGGUGUACUGUAGCCCUGUGAUCUGAUCUGGUGUGUGUGUGUGUGUGUGUGUGUGUGUGUGUGUGUGUGUGUGUGUGUGUGUGUGUGUGUGU
Messenger RNA from Salvelinus sp. IW2-2015, 4042 nucleotides. RefSeq names its product actin filament associated protein 1 (gene afap1). Gene Ontology annotation, molecular function: SH2 domain binding; SH3 domain binding. The record is from RefSeq and is a predicted model, not a curated record. Lineage: Eukaryota; Metazoa; Chordata; Actinopteri; Salmoniformes; Salmonidae. Gene Ontology annotation, cellular component: cytosol.